UCUUUUAAUUUCGAAAAGAAACAAUUUCGAGGUCUUUUAAUCGAGAUACAUCACUUUCAUUGCGGCCUUGGUCGAGUACGGACGUGUUUUGACGUGUUGCACGUUCUGGCCGUAUUGACCCUCGAUCGAGGGCAGGUGCCAAUUAAAGAAAGAAGAAGAAUCGAGAUACACAAUGGUGCAGAGUAGGAUAUUCGCACGGAAUCGUGCCCUCGGAUAUGUUAGUAAUCACAUACCUUUAGUGACGAGGUACAUCCUCAGAAGGAAGGAGCAUUUCAUCGUCACUUGCGUGGGCCGAGAGUUUCACACUUAUGGAUGUAAACAUUUCACUUUGCUGAGCGUGUCGGGCAUGCACGCCGACGACAUCACUUGCCUGGUUACGGACACAUUUCACGUAUAUACGGCCAGCGCGAAUAAAGUUUACGCGUGGCGAAGGGGAACGGAGUUGAAGCACACGUACGAGGGUCACGACUGCGCGGUACAUAUUCUUUUACCGUUUGGUGCUCAUCUGCUGUCCAUUGAUGAGAAUAGCACGUUGAAGGUCUGGAACAUUAAAGACGAGAGUUUGGUUCUGGAGUUGAACUUCAGCAAUAACGUCUUCAAAAUAACCACGUUGAUACAUCCCAACACUUAUAUGAAUAAAAUCUUGCUGGGUAGCGAACAAGGUCAGUUGCAACUAUGGAACAUCAAAUCGAUGAAAAUGAUCUACAUGUUUAAAGGAUGGCAUAGCAGCGUGACAGCAUUGGAGCAAGCGCCUGCGAUAGAUGUGGUUGCGAUAGGUUUGAAUGACGGUCGGAUCAUUCUGCAUAAUCUCAAGUACGAUGAGACCCUCUUUGAACUGGUGCAAGAUUGGGGCCCAGUGGUAUCCAUCAGCUUUCGUACGGACGGCCAUCCCAUCAUGGCAACGGGUAGUUUAGGCGGGCAAAUCGUAUUUUGGAAUUUGGAGCAACAUACAGUGGAGAGUCAACUGUGCAAUGCCCACGACGCCGCUGUUACAGGUCUGAGAUACAUACCGAACGAAUCGCUAUUGGUUUCAUCGUCGCCUGACAAUUCUCUAAAGCUGUGGAUAUUCGAUAUGGCCGAUGGAGCGGGUAGACUCUUGAGGAUAAGAGAGGGUCACGCCGAACCUCCGACGAUCGUUCGGUUUUACGGGAACGAUGGUAAUUAUCUGUUGACCGCGGGCGGCGAUUCAUCCCUCCGGUUGUUUUCCACUGUCACGGAGAUACUGAACAAGAGUCUAGGUAGAGCCUCGUUUAAUAGGAAAGCGUCUAAGAAGAAAAGUCUUUCGGUCGACGAUCCGUUGUUAAUGCCACCGAUAACUGAGCUUGCGUACGAAGUAACGCGAGAGAAAGAAUGGUGCAACAUAGCGGCUACUCAUUCUGGUUUGGGUGUAGUCACUACGUGGUCGUCUCAUCUGCAGAAGAUGGGUGAUCUUAAACUGCUCCCCGAGAGAUUUAAAAAUAAUUACAAUGCCUGCGCGACCAGCUUAUGUUUAACGAGCUGCGGAAACUUUGUUGUGAUCGGUUACAACACGGGUCAUGUUGAUAGAUUUAACAUUCAAUCUGGAAUCCAUAGAGCAUCCUAUGGGAAACAGAACGGUGCUCAUGAGGGUCCUGUUAAAGGCAUCAUGGUUGAUGAUUUGAAUCAAACUGUCAUUACUGCCGGCAGAGACGCGAAAAUCAAAUUUUGGGAUUUUAAACCUAACAAAGGUAUAACAACGGCAAGGACGAUAUUAAAGCUGGAAGAAUCGAUCGAAUGGAUACGAUAUCACAAUGAGAGUUCCCUCGUAGCUAUAGCCUUAGAAAAUUUUGAUAUUGUGUUAAUGGAUCUGGAUACAAGAACGAUAGUUCGGCAUUUUCAAGGACACGAGGGACGAAUAACGGAUGCGUGUUUCAAUCCUAAUUCUAGAUGGUUAAUCACAGCAUCUAUGGAUUGCACAAUCCGCACUUGGGACAUACCAUCUUCACACUUAAUAGAUAUCUUUCAGGUUCCUGAAGCUUGCAUAUCUUUAAAUUUCUCUCCAACAGCAGAAUUUCUUGCGACCGCACAUGUACAUAACAUGGGAAUCUUUUUAUGGUCAAAUCGUAUGCUCUAUUCACAUGUAUCGUUGAAAGCCAUCAGUAAGGACGACAUGAUACCCGAAGUAUUACUUCCCGGCUCUUCAGUAGAAGCUAAGGAGAAUAUUGACGAGGAUGAUGUCGUCGCCGUGGAGCCAGAUUACACGUCUCCCGAUCAGCUCGACAGUGAUCUCAUAACUAUGUCUGCCGUGGCUCAAUCAAGAUGGCAGAAUCUACUUGACAUCGAUAUUAUUAAAAGGCGAAAUAAACCACAACAACCGCCAAAAGCUCCCGAGACAGCGCCGUUUUUCUUACCCACGAUUCCGUCGUUACAAUUACGUUUCGAUUUCACGGAUGUAAAGAGUGCCGACAAAACCGAAACCUCGCGUGUUCAUUCCGCUUUACAAAAUUUCACGCCGUUUAAUAAAAGUUUGCAAUCAACCACCACGACUGAUAAUUUUUCAGAUGCAGUAGAAAAAUUGAAAGCGAUGAAUCCUAGCGACAUUGAUUUCGAGAUUCAAUCGCUAUCUCUGGACGAGAGUUCCGCGGAAUUGUCGAUGUUACAAUUCAUGAAGAUGCUUCAUUACAUGAUAAAACGACAGACGGAUUUCGAAUUGUCGCAAGCCUAUUUGGCGGUGUUCUUAAAGUGGCACGGUACUACGAUAUCGGAAAACGAGGCGUUACGAGAUUAUCUGCGAAAAAUCCAAGAGGCGCAAAUGAAUAAUUGGCUUAAACUACGAGAGAAAUUAUUUUAUAAUUUAAGUGUCGUACAAAAUUUAAAAAAAAUGUAAUAUAGCAUAUGAAUUAUUCAUAUAUCGCGCGUGUAAAUAUUUUUAUAAUAACUAUAAAUAAAUCAACACA
Molecule: messenger RNA, 2915 nt
Organism: Formica exsecta
Lineage: Eukaryota; Metazoa; Arthropoda; Insecta; Hymenoptera; Formicidae
Product: WD repeat-containing protein 36
Exons: 4
Coding region: 173-2845 (890 amino acids)
Biological process (GO): rRNA processing
Cellular component (GO): small-subunit processome; Pwp2p-containing subcomplex of 90S preribosome
Molecular function (GO): protein binding
Source: RefSeq, a predicted model, not a curated record